UUUUUGCUUGUUGGAUUAUUAAGUCGAGACUAUCUUUCUCUUAACUCGUGUACGCACUAGUGUAAAGCUCAACGAUUAGUUACUGGCCCAGUGACCACUACUAAUCCCUCAUGAAACGAAUGACGGUCUGUCCGUUUGGGACUGAAGAUGUCUCCAACCUUCUUGCUUCAUGUAUGGAUACCGAAGCUGACAACUUAUUUAUAUGACUAAUAAUAUAUGAAUUUUGAAUGUACAAGAGAUGCAGGAGAUAAACAGAUCGCAUUGCCUAUAGCGCAUAUCUCAACGUCAAGACCUUAAUUUUACCCAGUCGACUUGAUCGACCAUAUCAAAUAGAGCGCCGACGUAUUUCUUCUUUCCGUUGAGAAUCACUUCCAUUUAAGACCUCUCUCUCCGGGUAUCCUAUCGAUAUGUGAAGCGCGGAAUAUUGGGAAGGCCUAGGUUGAUAGCUGGACUAUAAAGCGCUUAUCUUUCCUGCCUCUCACUGCUGAGAUGAUGAUAUCGGACGAAGCAUUAAGUGUGAUCAGUUUUGCCUGACAACUGCUUUCGGCAAGGUAUCCUAGUACAGAAGGUCCGCGAUCCUUUCACAUCUUAUAGCUCGGCUCGAUGCGUCGUCAUCCUUAUAAUACAUCAAAUCGACAAACCAAAGGCAAACGAAUAGAAAGUAAUAUCUGUUCCUUCCUUCGUCCGGUCUUCCUCCUCUGCCACCAUUCCCACCACCAUAACCCUCUUGCAUUUAUCCCUAUACAUCACCACGCGUCAAUCAGAGCACCCCAUCCCCAUCCCCGUCCUCAGCCUCAGCCUCACCCCCAAAAUCUUCGCCACUUGACAACCAGCGGUCUUCAUUGCCAGCUUGCACAACUUUUUCCGCCUUUUAACUUGCAAAAAUCCGCUUUUCGCGAUCAGUAACCAAGAGUAAAUCAGUGAUGUAAAAUGCCUUUCAAGAAACCCCCGUUACAGCCUCUCUCCCUCUCCGAAAUGGCCUCGCUCUCCUCCAAACUAUUCUCUUCCAAUCUCUUCCCUCGUAGUCUCACUCGAGAACCCCGACCUCCCCAACUGGCAGGUAGCAAGCUUCCCCCUCCCGCUGCAGAGAUUGAUGAGCGGCCCACGGCACGCGUGAGGCGAUUCAAGCUCUGGAAUGAGCAGGUAGGCGAUCUUAGAGUAACUUUGCUUGAUCCCAAAAGACGAGGCUGUCUAGCAAAGUAUCGCAUGUUUGUCGUCCCUUCGCCUCCUCGACCAGAAUUCGGUCGCCUGUCCCCUUCUCAUCGUCCAUUCCAUAUUGAUCCGCAACCUUUCCGUCAUUCCAUUCUACCUCCGCCGUCCCUCAUGCUAUCGUCUGAGGUAAUGAUAAACUCCAAAAACGACAAGAUUUCCAAGAAAGAACGUGAGCGCACUCACGAGCGACUACUGGAACAUAAAUGGGUCCUGGACCAAGAACAUGAACGGAGAUUCCGGAGAGGGAUGGCCGCAAUCAUGGAAGAUGUGCUAGAAUUUCAAAGGUCAAAUACGAUGCCAGCCGAGAGUGGGAUAGGGUAUAAGUGGAAAGAAGGAGUCGAUCUUAAUUGCGUCAUGGCAUUUCGAGAAUUCUUUUGCGCAGUCCGUAAAGACUCGACCGCCAUAUAUUCCUACCUCGACCCCAUUGACAUUGCACCCGUAGCGAAUAGGGAUGAAGUACAUAAGAUGGUGAAGAAGGUGGAACGGAGGAGGAAAAAGAGGGAGAGAAAAAAGGCGGAUAAGAAGAUGAAGAGGGAGACUGAGUCCCGAUUGAAUGAGGAAAGCGAGAGAUUAAAAGCUGAGUGGGAGGCUGAGGCCACUCGUAAUCCUAUGGACGAAUUGAGGGAAACAACAAACGAAAGUCAAAUUACUCCCAACUCUGAGGCCUCCAUUACCCCAUUUCCUCCUCCCGCCGAAACCUGUACUCAAGAGCAGGAUGACGAGAUCGCAAGACUUAUCACCCACUUACUCUAUUUACGCGAAGAGAAGAUUGUCUUAGGAGACAUUGAAGAUCGGGAUACAAGACGGGUAAGAAAGGCCGUCGCAGCACACCCGCCGGAAGCGGUGGAGAUGGCUAGUGAGCUAAAUUGGGAAGGCAGAGGGGAAGUUGCUGCAAUGCCUGUUGGGGAUGAAGCUCGGAGCACGUCUCUAUCGUUAUCACAAGACUCACUGUUGGACGCUGCAGUAACAUAUCGUCCCAUUUUCCGCCCCUCUUCCCAUCGGUCUUACUCUCGCUCUUCCUCCCCGUCCUUUCAUGUACGGUCCGGUUCUUUAAACAUCGACGACGAUACUGAUUUUCCUCCGACACUGACUCCUUCCGUCAUCCCCUCUUCGUUCUUUUUUCCUUGCCCUGACAGUGAACAUUCCCCAGAUACCGAGUAAGCGUUCCCUCUUUUGGUUAUAAUGAAUUCAGUUCCAUCUUUGAAGGUCGCAAAGAAUGAUGGCAAGAAGGACUGGCCGAGAGGCGUAUGGAACUUUUGAGGGGGGAAGAAAUAUUUUAGCACUGAAUGACAAAUCGACGGUGAUCUGAAGCAU
Molecule: messenger RNA, 2526 nt
Organism: Cryptococcus deneoformans JEC21
Lineage: Eukaryota; Fungi; Basidiomycota; Tremellomycetes; Tremellales; Cryptococcaceae
Product: chitin synthase, putative
Exons: 7
Coding region: 931-2373 (480 amino acids)
Source: RefSeq, a predicted model, not a curated record